CUUGAAAAUUUUGAAUUUUUAAAAGUUCUGGGGAAAGGAACGUUUGGAAAGGUAAUUCUUUGUAGAGAAAAGGCGACAGGACAUUUAUACGCUAUCAAAAUUUUAAGAAAGGAAGUUAUUAUCCGUAAAGAUGAAGUGGCACAUACACUUACUGAAAACAGAGUAUUACGUACUACUAAUCAUCCCUUUUUAAUCUCUUUGAAAUACAGUUUUCAAACGGCAGACAGGCUGUGUUUUGUUAUGGAAUAUGUAAAUGGUGGCGAAUUAUUUUUCCAUUUGAGUCGGUCACGUGUAUUUGGCGAAGAUCGUACUCGAUUUUAUGGCGCAGAGAUUAUAUCGGCCUUAGGAUACUUGCACUCGCAAGGGAUUAUAUAUCGUGAUCUCAAAUUGGAAAAUCUCCUCUUGGACAAAGACGGGCAUAUUAAAAUUGCUGACUUUGGUCUGUGCAAAGAAGACAUUACAUACGGGAGAACAACAAAGACAUUUUGCGGGACACCAGAGUAUUUGGCACCGGAAGUACUUGAAGAUAACGACUAUGGACGAGCUGUAGAUUGGUGGGGUGUGGGUGUAGUCAUGUAUGAAAUGAUGUGUGGUCGAUUACCUUUUUAUAACAAAGAUCAUGAAAAGCUGUUUACGCUUAUUUUAUUGGAAGAAGUAAGAUUUCCUAGGAUGAUUAGCAAUGAAGCAAGAGAUAUGCUUGGUGGUUUAUUAAUAAAGGAUCCAAGUAGAAGAUUAGGUGGGGGACCUAAUGAUGCGAAGGACAUCAUGAAUCAUGCAUUUUUCUCGUGUAUCAAUUGGACAGACCUUGUCCAGAAGAAGAUUCCUCCACCCUUUAAGCCGCAAGUGACUUCAGAUAUUGACACUCGAUAUUUUGAUAGUGAAUUUACCGGCGAAAGUGUUGAACUUACACCCCCGGAUCAGGGCUGUUUGGGUAGUGGAGGGGGUUUAAAAUCAAUAGCAGAAGAACAAGAACAUUUUCCUCAAUUUUCAUACCAGGAAAGUCAUUCAAAUUCGGCAACAAAUUCUUCUUCCAUUGUUUCUAUUAAUCACUGACAGUGUCAAGUGUCUUGCUUAAUUAAUGUAAUGAGAGAUGUGGUUUUCAAUGCAUGAAAAACCUCGAGCAAAAUGAUUUAAUUACGAUAUGUAUAUGACGAUUGUCUGCAAAGCUUGAAAUUUUUCCAAUAGGCGGAUCAAUCAAAUUAUCUUUCUUUAUGAUGCUUUUUUUUUAUGCAUCUUAAGAGAUUGUCACAUAUCUCCAAUGGCAAAAGAAUUAGAUUUAUGCGUAUAAGUGUGCGCGCGCAUAUUACACCUAUACACAUAAUUAUUCAAUAAAAUUGUAUAUGGCAAAAUGUAUACUAUAAGAUUAGAUUGAGAUAGUAUGAUUAAUAUUUGCAUAUAGACUCGAAGGAAUAUGACAGGGAUUAAAUUACGUUCUUAAUUGAAUCGAAUUAACUAAAAUUCCUUGAGACACGUAUUGUGAAUAUUGAAUAAUUUUCUUGUCAUCAAGGAACGUGCGGUAAUCGUAAGUAUAAUCUUUCGUUUCACAAAAGCUGCACUUGACACUUUCCAUCUUCAUUAUCACUUACCUUAUUUAUGGAAGGGCAGUUCCUGAUCUUUUUUUAAUUCAAUAGAUGACUGUUACGGCAGAUGCCAAAAUAGAAAAAUUGCAAGUGGCAAAGAGCCAACGAAAAAGAAAAUGGUUUGUCCAUUGUGAAAGUAGAAUGUGUAGUAAAAUAUCAGCUUUAAUUGAAUUAUUGUAUAAAUUGGAGGUCACUUUUUUAGCCUUAUGUAAAUUGUCAUUAUUAUGACUGAUAAUAAUUGGAGAUGUGCGAGUAUUCGAAAAUUCUGGGCUGUAUAGAAUUCGGAGUACUUGUUCGAAACAAAUGUUUGACUAUUUUUGGAAUUGCUUGGAAAAGGAAGUUGUUUAAAAGAGAAACUUGGCUUAAAUAUUUUCUACCUACAUUACUUCCCAACUAUGAAAAUAUAUUAACUUAAUGGUAGAUGCAUUAUGCGUAUAGAAAAUGAUUAGAAAUUAAAUUCUCUAUUAGAUUGCUGCAAUUGGAUAUUUUAUCGAAUCAUGAGCUUAAAACUUAGUAAAUAGACACUCGAUUCUAUAAUUAUUCAAUAUAGCUUAAAGUCUAAAAGAUGAAAACUUUAUGUAAGAUUCUAUUAUAGCUUAUUUACUUUCACUGGCUAAGACAUUUGGAAAAACCUUUGAAUCUUGAAAAAUUCGAAAAUUUUGGAAAAUCUUUGGAUUAAAAAAUUAAUA
Molecule: messenger RNA, 2269 nt
Organism: Temnothorax curvispinosus
Lineage: Eukaryota; Metazoa; Arthropoda; Insecta; Hymenoptera; Formicidae
Gene: Akt
Product: RAC serine/threonine-protein kinase
Exons: 4
Biological process (GO): protein phosphorylation
Molecular function (GO): ATP binding; protein serine/threonine kinase activity
Source: RefSeq, a predicted model, not a curated record